Meloidogyne enterolobii is the source of this 630-nucleotide messenger RNA. The record is from the annotation of a GenBank genome assembly. NCBI's taxonomy places the organism in Eukaryota, Metazoa, Nematoda, Chromadorea, Rhabditida, Meloidogynidae.
AUGGUUAUUAUUCGAUUUUGGUUAAAACAACUCUUUAAAUGUGCUUUUGAAGAUGUUAAGUUUAUACAUGUUAUAUUUAAUCCAGAAAUGAUUAAUUUAUUAUUUGAUAACGACAAAACAAAUCUUAAACAAUUUUACGUUCAAAAUUUCAAUCUAUAUCAUAGCAAUCAUAUAAAGGAAAAUAUUUUUAAAUUUGUUUUAAACCGAUUUGCAAUUUCUUGGUUAUUUGUCAAGUUUGUUUUUGUUGAAAGUGAUUUCAGCAAGAACAACAUUGCAGAACGACAAACUGAUAUCUUAUUCAAUAUUAUAAUAAAUGAAGGCGAUAAAUUACCUAAAGUUGGUCUUGGUUGUUUCAAGUCUUCAAGAAUUUAUGAUCUUAUUGUUAAAUAUAUAACAACGUCUAAAGAUUUCUCUAAAAUGGUGCCUUCUAUUCAGAUAUUUUUUGAUCCACGUGAAAAUUUUAAAUUACCUGAAUUACCUGAGAGAGCAAAAAAUGUUAAAACUAGUGAGCGAUAUAAAUAUACAAGAUACCAAAUUGUUAAUAUUUAUAAUCCAAAAGUGAAAUUUUUAUUUUCAAAUCAGAAAUUUGAAACAAUAUUUUAUGUUUAUAUCGAAAAGAUGGAAGAGUAG